CGCCUCGGGGUCCUCCCGGUACAUCGAGCAGCUCCUGCCCCAGCACGAUGACUUCUCCCAGCGGCAUAUCGGGCCCCGGGACAAAGAAAAGCGGGAAAUGCUGCAAACUAUGGGUCUGGCGAGUAUCGAUGAGCUGAUCGAUAAAACCGUUCCUGCCAGCAUCCGCCUGGGAAGGCCCCUGAAGAUGGAUGACCACAUUUGUGAAAAUGAAAUCCUUGAAACUCUACACAAUAUUGCAAACAAAAACAAAAUCUGGAGGUCCUACAUUGGCAUGGGUUAUUACAACUGCUCAGUACCUCACGCCAUCGUGCGGAACUUGUUGGAGAAUGCAGGAUGGGUUACCCAGUAUACCCCUUACCAACCUGAGGUUUCCCAGGGUAGACUGGAGAGCCUGUUAAAUUACCAGACUAUGGUGUGUGACAUCACAGGAAUGGAUGUGGCCAAUGCGUCUUUACUGGAUGAGGGGACUGCUGCAGCAGAGGCUAUGCAACUAUGUCACAGGCACAACAAGAGGAGAAAGUUCUAUGUUGAUGUCCGAUGCCACCCUCAAACGAUAGCAGUAGUCCAAACUAGAGCAAAUUACAGUUGUGUUGUCAUUGAGCUGAAAUUGCCCCAUGAGAUGGAUUUCAGUGGUAAAGAUGUCAGUGGAGUGCUAUUUCAGUACCCAGAUACCGAGGGGAAGGUGGAAGACUUCACUGAACUCGUUGAAAGAGCCCACCAAAAUGGGAGUCUCGUCUGCUGUGCUACUGACCUCUUGGCUCUGUGUAUUUUGAGGCCUCCAGGAGAGUUUGGGGUGGAUGUUGCUCUGGGUAGCUCCCAGAGGUUUGGGGUACCACUCUGUUAUGGGGGACCACAUGCUGCCUUCUUUGCUGUCAAAGAAAACCUGGUGAGAAUGAUGCCUGGGAGAAUGGUUGGAGUUACAAGAGAUGCAAAUGGAAAGGAAGUAUAUCGUCUUGCAUUGCAAACUCGAGAGCAGCAUAUUAGAAGGGACAAGGCGACCAGCAACAUCUGUACAGCACAGGCUCUUCUGGCUAACAUGGCUGCCAUGUAUGGAGUCUAUCAUGGUUCGAAUGGAUUAAAGCACAUUGCAAGAAGGGUGCACAAUGCCACUCUAAUCUUAGCUGAAGGUCUUAAGCGAGCAGGUCACACAUUGCAGCAUGACCUGUUCUUUGAUACCUUGAAGAUCCAGCGUGGAUGUGCAGUCAAGGAGGUCUUUGACAGGGCAGGUCAGCGGCAGAUAAACUUUCGAAUUUAUAGUGAUGGCACAAUUGGCGUGUCACUUGAUGAAACUGUAACUGAGAGAGACCUGGAUGACUUAUUGUGGAUUUUUGGGUGUGAAUCUUCAUCUGAAUUGGUUGCUGAGAAUAUGGGAGAAGAAACAAGGGGCAUUCUGAGUACUGCAUUUAAGAGGACUUCCAAAUUCUUGACACAUCAGGUAUUCAACAGCUAUCACUCUGAAACAAAUAUUGUCCGGUACAUGAAAAGAUUAGAAAACAAAGAUAUUUCCCUUGUUCACAGCAUGAUUCCUUUGGGAUCCUGCACAAUGAAGCUUAAUAGUUCAUCUGAACUUACACCUAUCACAUGGAAAGAAUUUGCUAAUAUCCAUCCCUUUGUGCCUCUAGACCAGGCUCAAGGGUACCAGCAACUUUUCAGGGAGCUCGAGAGGGAUCUGUGUGAGAUCACAGGCUAUGACAGAAUCUCCUUCCAACCAAACAGCUGGGCCCACCCAGGCACUGUGUUGCUCUGCCUUCCUGAGAGGGUGAAAAGCUGUUGGAAAUGGGGUGAGGUCAGGCAGGCUCCUGAAGAGAGCCCUGGUGAAGGAGCCAGCCCCAUGGCAGCAUCAAGGAGAAGCAUUAUCCACUCAAUGGGGCCCAGGGUGAAUAUGCUGGAUUGACUGCAAUCAAGGCUUACUUAAAUGCAAAAGGAGAACGUCAUAGAAAU
Molecule: messenger RNA, 1941 nt
Organism: Chelonoidis abingdonii (Abingdon island giant tortoise)
Lineage: Eukaryota; Metazoa; Chordata; Testudines; Testudinidae
Source: RefSeq, a predicted model, not a curated record